Molecule: messenger RNA, 2449 nt
Organism: Pangasianodon hypophthalmus (striped catfish)
Lineage: Eukaryota; Metazoa; Chordata; Actinopteri; Siluriformes; Pangasiidae
Product: b(0,+)-type amino acid transporter 1
Exons: 7
Coding region: 29-2044 (671 amino acids)
Biological process (GO): amino acid transmembrane transport
Cellular component (GO): membrane
Molecular function (GO): L-amino acid transmembrane transporter activity
Source: RefSeq, a predicted model, not a curated record
AGCUCAUUUUCACUCGCACCACGGCACCAUGAAAAGCAACGAGCAUAAAGGGCUGAAGCUGAAGCGGGAGGUAGGGUUAAUUAGUGCGGUAUCUCUGGCUGCCGGCACUAUGAUAGGAUCGGGGAUCUUUAUGUCCCCUCAGUUUGUGAUGUCCAACGUUGGAAGCCCUGGAGCGAGUUUGGUCAUCUGGGCUGUGUGUGGCCUGGUGACUCUAUGUGCUGCGCUCACUUAUGCAGAGCUUGGUACAAUCUUCAGAGAAUCUGGAGGUGAAUUCAUCUACGUCCUGAGAAUCUACCAACCUUUACCUGCAUUCUUUGUGGCAUUCACGGUAAUAAUCGUGUUGAAGCCGUCAAGUAUUGUGGCUGUAGCCUUGAGCUUUGCUCAGUAUGCUGUGGCUCCUUUUUAUCCAGGCUGCAUUCCACCUACAUUGGUGGUGAAAUGUAUAGCAGUGGCGUGCAUUUUUGUGGUGGCUACCAUCAAUAUACUGAAUGUUCGCAUUGCCAUGGCCAUUCAGGUUAUCUUCCUGGUGGCAAAAGUUGUAGGUCUGAUGGUGAUCGUUAUUGGUGGAAUAGUUACCAUUGCCCAAAAUGGCCUGGGAAGCCUUGGAAAUCCGGACAUUGCCUUUGAGGGCACAAAUCUGGGGCUCAGUGGCAUUGGAAUGGCUCUGUAUCAGGGACUCUGGGCUUUCUCAGGAUGGUCUAAUUUGAGCUUUGUGCUUGAAGAGGUGAAAAAGCCAGAGUUUGUGAUAUCCAACGUUGGAAGCCCUGGAGCGAGUUUGGUCAUCUGGGCUGUGUGUGGCCUGGUGACUCUAUGUGCUGCGCUCACUUAUGCAGAGCUUGGCACCAUGUUCAGAGAAUCUGGAGGUGAAUUCAUCUACGUCCUGAGAAUCUACGGACCCUUACCUGCAUUCUUUGUGGCAUUCACAUUCACAAUCGUAGUGAAGCCAGCAGGUAUUGCGGCUGUAGCCUUGAGCUUUGCUCAGUAUGCUGUGGCUCCUUUUUAUCCAGGCUGCAUUCCACCUUCACUGGUGGUGAAAUGUAUAGCAGUGGCGUGCAUUUUUGUGGUGGCUAUCAUCAAUAUACUGAAUGUUCGCUUUGCCAUGGCCAUUCAGGUUAUCUUCCUGGUGGCAAAAGUUGUAGGUCUGAUGGUGAUCGUUAUUGGUGGAAUAGUUGCCAUGGCCCAAAAUGGCCUGGGAAGCCUUGGAAAUCCAGACGUUGCCUUUGAGGGCACAAAUGUGGGGCUCAGUGGCAUUGGAAUGGCUCUGUAUCAGGGACUCUGGGCUUUCGGAGGAUGGUACAAUUUAAACUUUGUACUUGAGGAGGUCAAAAAGCCAGAGGUAAAUCUCCCCCGGGCAUUAAUGAUUGCCAUCCCAAUGGUAACGAUCCUCUACCUGCUGGUUAAUAUCAGUUAUCUGGCCGUCAUGACUCCUAGAGAGAUGAUGAUGUCCAGUGCUGUAGCAGUUACUUGGGGCAAUAAGGUCCUGGGCAGCUUGGGCUGGGUGAUGUCUAUUGCAGCAGCAUUAUCUUCCUUUGGCACGCUGAAUGGAUCAUUCUUCAGUGGAGGGCGAAUUGCCUUUGUAGCUGCCCGAGAGGGUCACAUGCCUAGCAUCCUGUCCAUGGCCCAUGUGCGACGCCUCACUCCCUCUCCAGCUCUCAUUUUUACCACCAUCAUCGCUUUCAUUGUGCUCAUUCCUGGAGACUUCCAGGGAAUAAUCAACUUCUUCAGCUUUACCUCCUGGUUCUUCUAUGGAGUUACGGUAUCUGGACUACUCUAUCUAAAAUUCAAAAAGUCUGAUCUUCCACAUGCUUACAAGGUACCCAUUUUUAUCCCCAUUCUGGUGCUGCUGGCGGCUGUGUUCCUGGUUCUAGCACCCAUCGUUGACAAUCCUCAGCUCGAGUACCUAUAUGUGACCCUCUUCAUCCUAAGCGGAGCUUUGAUUUAUAUUCCAUUCAUUCACUUCAAACUGUGUCCAAACCUGCUGGACAAACUCACAGUGGUCCUGCAGCUCUUCCUGGAGGUGGCACCAGCUGACAAAAAUAUAUAAAACACCACAUCAGACUGAGAGGCAGAGCUUUUUAACCUCUUGUGCUGGUCAGCAAUGAGCCUUUAUAACCAUUUGUAAAAGAACAUUUCUAAUUAUAUUUCUUUACUUUUAUAUAGAAUAUAUACAUUUCUGUUUGAAAAAAUAUAAUUUCUAAUAUUGCUAUGUGGAAAGAAAAGACAGAGAAUAAUUGAUAGAAAAGAGAAAACAGAUUCAUACAAUUUUAAGUAUUUUUUUUUUUAUUAUUAUUUUUUUUUUUAUCAGUUAAGCUUUAAUGGGGGUUUUGGUGUUAUUAUUUAAUCAUAGGAAAAACAAUGUAUUCUGAAUAUUUGUUCUUUGCAGGUACUUGUUCCUGUACAGAAAGUAGAAAUAACACUUUACACUGUUAAUAAACUGGUCAUACUGCAA